Molecule: messenger RNA, 1341 nt
Organism: Epithele typhae
Lineage: Eukaryota; Fungi; Basidiomycota; Agaricomycetes; Polyporales; Epitheliaceae
Exons: 6
Coding region: 1-1341 (446 amino acids)
Source: RefSeq, a predicted model, not a curated record
AUGUCGCACCGACACUCAUAUCUCUCCACAACCGGUCUCGUCCGACCCGGCUCCUCCCUGUCCAUGGCCUCUGUAGCCUCUACCUCCGAGGACACGGCCUCGACACCGGAAACUCUCCCGGCGUCAAGGGCAUCGUCUAGGCCCGUACCAACACCUCGCCCGGCAGCUAAGACAUACAAACCACUCACCACGAAAGCAGGCAUCAUCCCUCUCGGCCCUGGCUUCUUCGUGUGGAUAUCUGCCAUUCUAUCGCUGCUCUUCAUAUCCUGUCUUUCCUUCGCCUUCAUCCCCGAUGACGACCAACGACCCGCAUUUGGUGCCGAGCUCGACGACGUCGCUGCCAACAGCCCUGGGAUCGUUCUCAUCGGCGAUGACGUCGACGUCGAUAUCGAUGAACCAGCAUUGACUAUCCGGUGGUCCAUUAUCGCGUGUGGUGACGCGUACAUGCUGGCAGGGUCUGCGGGGACCCAUGGUAGCAAUAACUGUGGGCUUCCCGCCAUGCCGUUGCACAUCUUCGUCGACGGGAAUCCUGAACCUGCUGCAUCCUACGACCCGACCACUCUGCCAUGGACCUCCAACGGACGAAGAAACAGUAUCCAGAACUUGUUCCAAUUCGACGACGAUCACGUCUUGGAUGUCCACAACGCUCGUUUGUAUCCCUUCGACACCUACCUGCUCACGAGCACUAUCAGGGUGGUCUCGGCGACCGACAACACGAGCCUCCCUCUGCAGAAGAUGGCGACCAUUACACUCACAUCUAGUUUCGUCACCAUCUCCGACGACUCCGCCAGCACUACCAAGAUAGAUAACACGAUAGAUGAGGCGUCCCGGGACCUCAGCUUGGACGUGAGUCGACCGCCGGAAGCUCGCAUGUUCGCUCUUCUCCUGUUCGCGGCGAACUGGAUGCUGGCGCAUGCCUCGUUAGGAAUGGUCGUGCUGUCGUCCAAGUCGAACGACUGCGAGAAGUACACGCGGCACUUGGUCGCUGUGCUGGUGAUCAUGCUCGCCGUGCCGCAACUGCGCAACUCCAUGCCGGACGCGCCUGGCUUCGAUGGUGAAAAAUUGUACGAGCUGACGUUACGCGCAGAUGCUAUUGGGUUCUUCCCUCAGAUGCUUUUAUGCGCCGGAUCCGGCAUUGCGAUCAUCUGCCUGAUGGCGAAGCGCGAGCUGCAGGAAAUGGAGGGUGCGGACGAAGAGCGGACGGAGGAGGAGCCUCGCAAAGAGGGUCCUGCGCCUUUGUCCACGGGCUUGAUGAAGAUGCGUCGAGGGGGCGCAUCGAUUGACAUGGGUCAUAUCAGGAACUUCAGCAGGAAGCUUUCUGUUAGCUUUGGGCGCGGUUGA